AACUCAAAAGGUGAAAGGUAAAGAGGAGAAAAGAAAAGGUGAAAAUAUACAUACAUUCCAUAACAAUAAAAAGGAAAAAAAAAUCUUGCCAGCUACCAAGAAGAAGAUUCAAAGUAGUUGGCAAGUUUUGAAAUCAAAAUCUAAAAAGGACACACCAUAUUAUGUGUAUAGCAAACUGAAAGUGAGCUAGAAAAGAAAAAGAGAAUGGGUAGCUGAAGCUAAAGUUCAGUUCUUGUAUUGCAAUUUGCUUUUGGUUUUUGUUGCACCUUUUCUGAUAAUGGUCUAUGGAAGAUUCAGAACACCAGUUGAGGUGAAAGAGUAAUGCUAGAACCAUGGGGAAGAAAGGCAGUUGGUUUUCUGCUAUCAAAAGGGUGUUUACACCCAGUUCCAAGGAGAAGCUAGCCAAUGAAUCAGAGAAGAAAAGUGGUAAGGAAAAGAAAGGUCGCGGAAAACUGAAGCAUGCAGAGAACAAAUCAUUUAUCCCUCUCUUCAGAGGGCCAAGUAGUAUUGAGAAAAUACUGGGAGAAGCAGAUGAACAAAAACUACUUACUCCAAGAUUUACUUUACCUAGUGUUGUCUCUCCUCGGGCUUCUUCUUAUAGAUUUGCCUCUCCUACUGCUACUUCUCCAAGAGUUGCCUCUCCUCACAGGCUUAUUUCUCCUCAAAGGGUUACUUCUCCAAAGAUCUCUUCUCCUAAGGUUAAUCGAAAUCGUAAAGAAAUCAGCUAUGCUUAUAGACCAGAACCAACUUUGAGGAAUCUCCACCUUUCAGCAACCAAGAUACAGGCAGCCUACAGAGGUUACAUGGCGAGGAGGAGUUUCAGAGCAUUGAGGGGUUUAGUAAGGCUUCAAGGAGUGGUGAGAAGUAGUAAUGUAAAAAAGCAAACAGCAAAUGCCAUGAAGCAGAUGCAACUUCUGGUUAGGGUCCAAACUCAAAUUCAAUCAAGGAGGAUCCAAAUGUUGGAAAACCAGGCACUUCAACACCAAGCGUACAGGAACGAUAAGGACGUUGAAAGCAUCGCGAGCAAAUGGACUCAACUGUUCGAGGCAGGUAACCAUGAUAAUUGGGAUGAUAGUUUGCUAACCAAAGAAGAAGUAGAAGCAAGGAUGCGGAAGAAAGUGGAGGCAGUCAUCAAAAGGGAGAGAGCAAUGGCAUAUGCCUAUUCUCACCAGCUAUGGAAAGGUGAUCCAAAAUCAGCUCUGGACAUGGGAUCUAGUGGAUUGUGGUGGAAUUGGUUGGAACGCCAGCUACCUUCUGAAAAUGCAUACAAGGGCCAACCUACUGUGAAAGAUAUCAACCUAACACCACCAAGAGCAAUUUCGGAGCACAAACCAAGUCCAACGCCUCUAAACAACAAUUUGAGACACAUACUCUCGGAGUACAACAAUCAUGAAUCGAUCACACCAACAAGGGCAAUUUCAGAGCACAAACCAAGUCCAACACCUCUAAACAACAAUUUCAGACGCCUACUUUCUGAUUACGAUAACCAUGAAUCGGUCACACCAAUGUCAACAAGGGGAAAACAAAUGCAUACUCCAAAUAGAACACCGCCAGUAAACAGAGCAAGUCUAAGAAAGUAUUCAAGAACCAGAGCUAGUGGUGCUAACUACCCUUUUGAUCUUCCAUUGAAGGACGACGAUAGCCUCACAAGCUGUCCUCCAUUUUCGGCUCCGCAUUAUAUGGCACCUACUGCCUCAGCUAAAGCUAAACUCAGAGCAAGUAGCAAUCCUAAGGAGAGAAUCUCACAAAAACAAUCCAGUGACACAAAGAAAAGAUUUUCCUUCCCUUUAACUCCAAAUAUUUGGUCUUCCAAGUGGAGCAAAGGCUCUGGAAAGGAUUCUGCUUCUCGAAAUGAAGUCGACAAACAAGAGUCUGUGGCAGAUCAUAUAAGUGUGGAUUCAACUGUCUCAAUGCCCGCUGUAGUUGGGAGGAGAGCUUUUAACAGAUUUGUGUGAUUCUUUGUAUGUUGUCUUUUAUUUCAUUCUUCUUUCAUUUUUUUUCUUAUUAAUGAGUGCUUGGAGUGUUAAGUUCACAGAAUAGUUGAUGUACAAUAAGAAGAUUUUACUAUGAUUCAGUGUGUACAAUCUUUUUCACUUUUUACACUUCACUGUCAAUGGAAUUGUUUUUGAACA
Molecule: messenger RNA, 2132 nt
Organism: Nicotiana tabacum (common tobacco)
Lineage: Eukaryota; Viridiplantae; Streptophyta; Magnoliopsida; Solanales; Solanaceae
Product: protein IQ-DOMAIN 13
Molecular function (GO): protein binding
Source: RefSeq, a predicted model, not a curated record